Epinephelus fuscoguttatus (brown-marbled grouper) is the source of this 559-nucleotide messenger RNA. Its product is annotated as putative apolipoprotein(a)-like protein 2. The transcript has 4 exons. Gene Ontology annotation, biological process: proteolysis. The record is from RefSeq and is a predicted model, not a curated record. The coding region runs from base 83 to 559 and encodes 158 amino acids. Gene Ontology annotation, molecular function: signaling receptor binding; endopeptidase activity. Lineage: Eukaryota; Metazoa; Chordata; Actinopteri; Perciformes; Serranidae. Gene Ontology annotation, cellular component: extrinsic component of plasma membrane.
UGAGGACAUAACGUGAUGAUCAGAGUGGACAGCGGACACACAGGAAGACAGACGGACGGGCAGAUAGACGGUCCACCUGAACAUGGAUCACCUGUCGGUACUGGUGCUGGUGCUGGUGCUGUGGAGCUCAGCAUCCGAGCCUCCCACCAUCGCCCCAGAGCUGACCUGUGCCACUGGUAAUGGUGAAAUGUACCGAGGCAGGAUUGCUGUGACUGAAUCUGGCAAAACAUGCCAGAGCUGGUCGGCUCAGACGCCUCACCAACAUGACAGAACGCCAGAGAACUACCCCCACAAAGGCCUGGAUAACAACUACUGUCGUAACCCUGACAAUAAGAAGAUGCCCUGGUGUUACACCACUGACUCUGAAACCCGCUGGGAGCACUGCAAGGUGCCAAGAUGUGACACAGGGAGAUUUUGUAAAUUGAGCGGCGUCUGCCCUGAGCAGCAGCAAGAUGAAUCUCCCCACAGAGUCCAGGGGUCCAUGUCAUUGGUCCGACAUCCCAUUAGUCGGACGGUCCGCGGUGCUGAACGGCUCCCGGCGGACAUAAUUCUGCCUUGA